CUUCAUCUUCAUCUCUCGUCUCCCCUGUAGCAGUCGGGAAUUACUUUAGCUUCUGUGGAAGACAGUGGAUUUGCUUUCAUUAUUUGAGUCUGAGUUUUUUGAAAGAUCCUCCAAGCGGAAAGUCCAUAUCAAACUGGACAGCAUCACAGAGACCUACCAGUGCUUGGAUCUCGGUCACUUCAAGUACUACCAAUUGCUUAAGUCCGUGGUUCUUCUAGGGACUUGUUCAAUGUUUGAAUCUUGACUCAUACAAGUAUAUGCUGGCUUUCAUAUCUUUGAUAAUACUGUUAUCACCAAAUCAUUGACCGGUAUUCCUUGUCUUCCAUCUCGUUUUACCUCAUCAGCAUCUAGAACUAUCCCAGUUACGGACUCCGUUCGCAGUGCAUUCCUCGGUCGUCCCGACGUUUAUUCUAUUACAAGAGAAAUGGGUCUUCCUAGGCUCCGAAUUGAUGGCCAGAUAUUCAGAGACCCGCAUAACCGGGAGAUCACACUGAGGGGCAUUAAUGUUGCAGGGGAUGCUAAAUAUCCCAAAACCCCAGAUGUCCCGUCAUUUGUCUCUGAUCACUUCUUUGAAGGCGAUACUGUCUCUUUUGUUGGCCGGCCCUUUUCUUUAGAUGACGCACAUAAGCAUUUUGCGAGGUUACGAGGUUGGGGCUACAAUACCAUAAGAUACAUCUUCACCUGGGAGGCGAUUGAGCAUGCCGGUCCUGGCACAUACGACGAUGAGUGGAUAUCAUUCACAAUUGAGGUUCUUCGGGUAGCAAAGAAAUAUGGAUUUUAUAUUUUCUUGGAUCCUCACCAGGAUGUGUGGUCCCGGUUCUCUGGGGGGUCCGGUGCGCCCCUAUGGACGCUCUAUGCAGCGGGCCUGAAUCCUUUGUGCUUUAAGAAGAACGAGGCGGCCUUAGUUCACAACACGUACGAUGAUCCAGCAGAGUUCCCCAAGAUGGUCUGGAGUACAAACUAUGCGCGACUUGUUAAUCUGACGAUGUGGACAUUAUUUUUUGGCGGACGAGACUUUGCCCCUAAAGCUAUUAUCAAUGGUAUCAACAUUCAGGACUACCUGCAAGGUCAUUUCAUCGCCGCAUGCCGAUAUUUUGCACAAAAAAUCCACGAAGCCGGUGAUUUGGAAGAGGAAGUGGUUAUCGGCUGGGAGAGUUUAAACGAGCCUAGUCGAGGUCUCAUCAGUAUAAAGGACAUAUCAGUGAUUCCUCCAGAGCAGCAACUUCAGCUAGGAACGUCUCCAACAGCUUUCCAGGCAAUGCUAACAGGUUCUGGGAGACCUUGUGAGGUUUCGACAUGGGCAUUUGGUGGCUUCGGUCCCUAUCAAACUGGUCGGCAAUUGGUUGACCCCGAGGGUGAGUCUGCAUGGUUACCAGCGGACUAUGAUGACAGCAAAUAUGGCUGGACGAGGGAUCCAGGCUGGAAACUGGGACAAUGUAUAUGGGCUCAGCACGGAGUCUGGGAUCCUUCUUUGGAUAAGCUCCUGCAAAAGGAUUACUUCUCCAAGAAUCCCACUACUGGAGAGAUCCUUGAUUAUGAGAAGUUUACGAAUACGUAUUUUAUGGAUUACUACAGGGCAUACAGAGAUGCUAUCCGAAGCGUAUGGCCAGAGUCUAUAAUGUUUUGCCAACCUCCCAUUCUGGAAAUACCUCCAGACCUGAAGGGUACGGUUGAUGAUGACCCAAAUAUGGUCCAUGCUGUGCAUUUUUAUGACGGCCUUACCAUUAUGACCAAGCAUUGGAAUCGGGUUUAUAAUGUCGAUGUCAUAGGUGUGCUCCGCGGCAAAUACUUUACCCCGGCAUUUGCUCUCAAGAUCGGAGAGACUGCUAUCAGAAACUGCCUACGUGACCAGCUCAAAUUCCUUAGGGAGGAAAGUCUGAAUUAUAUGGGUAGUCACCCUCUCAUAUUUACCGAAAUCGGCAUUCCAUACGAUAUGGAUGAUAAAUACGCCUACAAAACCGGCAACUAUAGUAGUCAAACAAGCGCCAUGGAUGCAAACCAUUAUGCUCUGGAGGGAAGCGGCUCCAAUGGAUUCACUCAGUGGCUUUACACGACCAAUAAUGACCACGAAUGGGGUGAUCAGUGGAAUGGAGAGGAUCUAUCAAUCUUCUCGGCUGAUGAUCGCUUACUUCCAUCCGGAGAAGCCGUGGGUCUCAGUAACGAAUCAUCCCCUGCCUUCUCGGAAAGCCAGAGCAACGUGCUCAGUCAGCAAGUCGGUCCUCAGAAUCUCAAGCAUGCACUGGCAUCGCCGUCCAUAUCGUCCGAUUGUUCCCAAAUGUCAGACAAGGAUAAACUGGGCUACCGAGCAGCAGAGGCAUAUAUUCGGCCCAGUCCUGUUUACACGAACGGCAAACGUUUGAGCCACGGUUUUGAUCUGCGAAACUGCACGUUUACACUGUCAUUGGUGGCAAGGGAGCCCACUUCAGAGGACGCGCCGACGGAGAUCUAUUUGCCCGACUUCCACUUUCCAGACUCGAGUACAGUAGUUGCUGUCAGUGACGGGAAAUGGACUCUUGACCGUGAAGAGGUCAAUUCCGUGAAACUCCUACGUCUUAAAUGGUGGCACGGUAAAGGUAACCAGGACAUUAAGAUACAGGGCCUGAAGCGCAAGCCGGGAGAAUUUGCAAAUCCUCGUGGUAGUGAAGAUGUGUCGUAUCUCGAGCAAUGCCAAAGGGGAGGAUGCUCGGUGAUGUAAUAGAUGCGAGGGUACCGUUUGGAUUUUCAUCUUUGUUUUUUGGUGAACUUUGUCUGAGAAUCCCAGAUUGUUGUCUGUUUAGAAUAGCGAGUCAAUAAUGUAUCGAACUGAGCUUAACUUGAUA
Monascus purpureus is the source of this 2819-nucleotide messenger RNA. Lineage: Eukaryota; Fungi; Ascomycota; Eurotiomycetes; Eurotiales; Aspergillaceae. The record is from the annotation of a GenBank genome assembly.